Molecule: messenger RNA, 2560 nt
Organism: Linum tenue
Lineage: Eukaryota; Viridiplantae; Streptophyta; Magnoliopsida; Malpighiales; Linaceae
Source: the annotation of a GenBank genome assembly
CUCCUCUCCGGUCUCUGCCGAAAACCUUCUCUGUUCCCACCUAGCUGCUGCCGCAGCUCUGUUCUUCCUCACCCCUUGUUUCUCAAACUUCUAUCUUCCCAAUCAAACGAGUAAAUCAUCUCCUCGGUGAUCGCUCCAUUUCCCAAAUCCCUAGAGACUCGAAAUCCGAAUUUCUAUCAGUUUCAUUCUUUUCUACUUUUGGGAUCUGGGUUCUGAAGAGUUCAUGUUUUCCUUCUUGGGUUUUUCGGAUACUGCUCGGUUUUUUAAUUUAUUUCUUGAAUUAGUAAAAAAAGGACAGUCAGUGAGCGAGUGAGCUAGUACAGAAGCAAAAGGAGGGGAAAGCACAGAAAUGGCUCAAAGGUUAGAUUUUAAGGUGCUGAUGGGGAAGGAGAGCAAGAAGGGAGGAGGAACUCCGGUGGUGGUGAAAAUGGAGAACCCAAACUACUCGGUGGUUGAAAUCGACGGCCCAGAUGCUGCAUUGCGGCCUGUGGACAAGAGCAGAGGCAAAAACGCAAAGCAGGUCAGAUGGGUUUUGCUUCUCAAAGCUCACCGUGCCGUCGGCUGCGUGGCCUGGCUCGCCGGUCUCUUCUGGGCAUUGCUUGGAACCAUCAAAAAGCGCCUCUUUUUCAGGGAAGGAGUCACAGUCGCCACUGAGAAGCUCGGCAAAGGGAAGUUGGUCCUUCGAGUCAUCAGGGUUUUCUUAGUCACUUCUCUUGUAAUUCUGGGGUUUGAAGUUGCUGCUUAUCUAAAAGGCUGGCAUUAUUUCGAGGCUUCCGCUGCUGCUGAAUAUCUUCAUCGGAUUCCAAUGGCCGCUCCCAAUUUGCUUCACAUGUUCUAUGUUGCGUGGCUCAAUUUUCGUGCUGAUUACAUCGCUCCCACCAUUCUGGGUCUCUCCAAUUUCUGCGUUGCUCUGUUCCUUGUGCAGUCUGUGGACCGUCUGGUGCUCUGUUUAGGUUGUUUGUGGAUUAAGUUUAAGAAGAUUAAGCCUGAGAUUCGAGGAGGAGAUCCCUUCAAGUCUCCAGAUAUUGAGGCCUUGGAUUAUAAAUGGCCCAUGGUUCUUGUUCAAAUUCCAAUGUGUAACGAAAGAGAGGUGUAUGAUCAGUCGAUCUCUGCAGUUUGUCAGCUCGAUUGGCCGAAAGACAGGAUCUUGAUCCAAGUUCUAGAUGAUUCAGAUGACGAGGACAUCCAAUGGUUAAUUAGAGGCGAGGUUGAUAAAUGGAGACAAAAGGGGGUCAACAUUAUCUAUAGACAUAGGUUGCUUAGAACUGGUUACAAGGCUGGAAACCUCAAUUCAGCAAUGGGCUGUGAUUAUGUUAAGGACUAUGAGUUUGUUGCAAUUUUCGAUGCUGACUUCCAGCCCAAUCCCGACUACCUCAAGCUGACCGUGCCACAUUUUAAGGACAAUCCUGAACUGGGUCUAGUUCAAGCGAGAUGGUCAUUUGUGAACAAGGAUGAAAAUUUGCUGACUCGUUUACAGAACAUCAAUCUAUGUUUCCACUUUGAGGUUGAACAGCAAGUUAAUAGUGUCUUCAUGAAUUUCUUUGGCUUUAAUGGAACUGCUGGGGUUUGGAGAAUCAAGGCCCUCGAGGAAUCCGGUGGAUGGCUCGAGAGAACAACCGUCGAGGACAUGGACAUUGCUGUUCGUGCUCAUCUCAAUGGCUGGAAAUUCAUCUUCCUAAAUGAUGUCAAGGUUCUCUGUGAACUUCCUGAGUCCUAUGAAGCAUAUAGAAAACAGCAGCAUCGCUGGCACUCCGGCCCAAUGCAGCUUUUCCGCUUGUGUCUUCCUGCAAUAUUAACAUCUAAGAUAGCAUUAUGGAAGAAGGCAAACUUGAUAUUCCUCUUCUUCCUACUGAGAAAACUAAUCCUGCCAUUCUAUUCCUUCACACUGUUCUGCAUAAUCCUCCCACUAACCAUGUUCGUCCCAGAAGCCGAACUCCCACUGUGGGUCAUCUGUUAUGUCCCCAUCGUAAUGUCGUUCAUGAACAUCGUCCCAGCUCCAAAAUCUUUCCCUUUCGUCGUCCCUUACCUUCUCUUUGAAAACACAAUGUCUGUCACCAAGUUCAACGCGAUGGUCUCUGGGCUGUUCCAGUUGGGAAGCUCUUAUGAAUGGGUCGUUACAAAGAAGGCCGGCAGAUCAUCAGAAUCAGACCUACUGGCUGCCGCAGAGAGGGAAUCGAAGACCUCAACAAUUCAGCCACAGUUACAUAGAGGAUCUUCAGAGAGCGAAAUUGGACAGUUGAGUUUACUGAAGGAGAAGGCAGAAGCUGUGCCGAAACUGAAAAAGAAAGUGAACAAACUGUACAGGAAGGAGUUGGCUCUGGCAUUCCUACUGCUCACAGCUUCUGUCAGGAGCUUGCUGUCUGCUCAAGGUGUCCAUUUCUACUUCCUUCUGUUCCAAGGUGUGACAUUUCUCUUGUUGGAGGACGAGGUCUACAUUCUACUGGACCAUAACAUCAUCAUAACGACGUCGUUAUACGUGUGGUGUGAUGGAAAUGAUGUAAAGCAAUUUAGCUACGACAUAAAUAUGGUGUUUAGUAUGUGCAUGGCUGAUACCGCCUGA